Neoarius graeffei (lesser salmon catfish) is the source of this 1993-nucleotide messenger RNA. It is a transcript of the gene hirip3, whose product is annotated as HIRA interacting protein 3. The record is from RefSeq and is a predicted model, not a curated record. The coding region runs from base 110 to 1831 and encodes 573 amino acids. The transcript is spliced from 8 exons. Lineage: Eukaryota; Metazoa; Chordata; Actinopteri; Siluriformes; Ariidae. Gene Ontology annotation, cellular component: nucleus.
ACGCAACGUUGCGUGCGCGCGGCCGAGAGAGAGCGCGCCAAACCUGGAAGUGCGUGAGGCAGCUUUGUGUUGUUUUCUGACAGCGAGGGCGCUUUCGAAUUAAUUAGUGAUGGUUUCAGAGGCGGCGGCUAUUCGUAAGUUCGUCUCUGGAGAGCUGCAGAGGUGCUCAGACUUCAGCACUUUAACACUUGGCAUACUCCGAAAGAAGUAUCUGGAGCAUGUGGGUAAGGACUCGCUUUCUGCAGAACACAGACAGUUACUCAAGCAAAUCGUAGAAGAGGAACUUUUAAAGAUGCAGGACAACAGCAGUGACGAUGAACCUUUAAUAAAGCACGUGGUUUCAUCACAGAAGCAAAAUAAACGGAAAAGGCAAGAGGAGGAGGAGGAACAAAACAAAGAUGUAUCCAGAAAGAAGAAAUCACGUGUUGCUCCAGAUCCCCCAGAUUCUCCAGACUCUGGAAUAGAGAAAGCAGCAAAUGAGAAACAGCUUAAAGAUGAUGAUGAGGAGGAGGAGGAGGAGGACAUGGAAGAAGAGAGCGAAGAAGAGCAGAACACAAAGGUUCAAAGGAGGAAGACUAAAGAACAGCAUCAUGUGAAAAAGAACAGGAAGGAGGAAAUGAGCUCAGAAAGUGAUGAGGAGGAGAAGAAAAAUAAGGGAAGGAAGGGGGAGGUUUUAGAUAGUGAGGAAGAUGAUCAAAUCAGCUUCAGCAGUUCAGAUGAAGACAAAGAAAAUCAGCAAGACAAAGCCAGAGGUGGAAAGAUGAAGCAAAGCACAAGCUCUGACAGCGAGGAGGAGGUGAGCAAUGAAGAGAUGAAAGAUGAGGACAAAGAAAAUCAAAAGAAGGAACAAGCCAGAGGUGGAAAGAGAAAACAAGGUGCGAGUUCAGACAGCUCGGAGGAGGUGAGUGGUGACGAGAUGCAAAACAAAGGUGAGAUAAAGGUUGGACAAAGAAGCAAAGCAGCAGCUCAGAAGAAGAGGAAAAGAAAAGAGGACGAAAAAGGGCCACAGUCACCAGAGAGUGAGGCUGUGAGAAAAGUGCAGAAGGAAGUGUUUGGGAGUAGCUCUGAAAGUGAAGAAAACGAGGCGAUGAAAACAGAAAGGAACCGAAUGAGUGAGAGCAGUGAUGAUGAGAGCGAUAAGGAAACGAGCAAAAAGAAGGAUGUUGAUGAAGUGUCCUCUGAUGAAGAAGUGAAAGAAACAGUGAAAGCAAAAGAGAAAGACAGGGAAGGGGCAGACGAUUCAGACUCUUCCUCCUCUUCUUCCUUGCCCUCUCUGGAGGAGGACGAAGAAGCAGGGAGGGUAAAGCCGAAACAGGAAGAAGAGACGAAAAAGAGUGCGUCAAAGAAAAAACAUACUGACAUGAGCAGGAGCAAGGCCAAAAGAGGAAAGGAUGAGGAGGAUAAAGCUGUGUCGAGACUUAAGCGCUACAUCGCCCUCUGUGGUGUAUGGCGUAACUAUAAGAAGCUGUUCGAGGGCUGUCGCUCGGUGAAGGCCAAAGUGACUGUGCUGAAGAACGAACUGAGAGAGCUGGGAGUGGAAGGUCAGCCAUCCAUAGAGAAAUGUAAGAAGGCCAGAAUUAAGAGGGAGGAAGCUCAGGAGCUGGCAGGACUGGACGUCAGCAACAUAAUCACCACUCAGGGUCGUCCUAAACGGCGAGCUGCAGCACCGUGGACGAAUCUUCCGAGCAGUUCACCUGCACCAUCAGCCUACAAACGUGUGGUGAACUCUGACUCCGACAGUGAAGAGGAAAACGCUAACAGGCGGCGCAAGAGAAACACAGACUGGAGCAACCUGCAGGGGAUCAUCAGCGAUGACGCAGACAGCAACUAGGCAGAUUUCUCACCAGACAAAUGUUCAUAAUGUAUUGUUCAAGCAUUUCAGACUAAAUUUCUAAGUUUGUUACUGUGUUUUGCUAUGAUUAAUAUUUCAAUGUACUACUUUUAUAUAUUAAUGUUCCUUUAUUCAAUUUUUUGAAAUAAACAAUUAUUUGUA